UACCCGCAUGCAGACCCUCCAGGUGGACUCGGUGCAGCGCUGGAUGGAGGAUCUGCGCCACAUGACGGAGGUGGAGUGCAUGUGCGUCCUGCAGGCCAAGCCCAUCGGGGUGGAGGAGGACGCCCAGCAGGGGGAGCUGAUCGUGGCCUCGGGGGUCGGGGGAGGCGACCAAGUGGCGAGGAACAACCUGCAGACGCUGCUGCGCCGGGCGCUGGUGGUCAGCACGGAGCUGGGGAAGAUGUUCCAGCGGCUAGAGAAGGGUCGCUGGCAGAGGGUCCACAGCACGGCGGUCAGGGCCAACUGCCACGUGCGCUCGCUGGUGCACGAGUACAGCGCCGCCCGAAACACACCGCCUGAGAUGCAGAAGUAUGAGAAAUCUCUGCUGGACAAGUGUAUGGAGCUGACCAAUAUCACGGAGAGGUGCCUUCACACCGAUGAUGAGUUCUUCCUGAAGUCGAUGAGGGAGGCGAUCCACGAGAUCCUCACCGACGUCAGCGACUCCUUCAGCAACAUGAUCGACAUGGCUUUAGCCAACGAGAUCCGGCUCCUGAUCAAACAGAUCGACUCCUCGGACAGCGUGCACACCAUCGGCAGCGCCAUCAGCAACCUGCUGUCGCUCACACAGGACGGCCCGCAGCUCUGCAGCAUCAUCGCCAAGGAAGGAGCCGUGGUGUCCCUGUUUAAGAUCUGCAGGCAGGACCGCUUCAGAGAUCUGUACGCUCACGCUCUGAGGACGGUGGCCUCCAUCUGCUGCGUGGAGGAGGGCAUCAACCAGCUGGACAAG
Gymnodraco acuticeps is the source of this 784-nucleotide messenger RNA. Its product is annotated as protein inscuteable homolog. NCBI's taxonomy places the organism in Eukaryota, Metazoa, Chordata, Actinopteri, Perciformes, Bathydraconidae. The record is from RefSeq and is a predicted model, not a curated record. Gene Ontology annotation, biological process: asymmetric cell division; establishment of mitotic spindle orientation; apical protein localization. The transcript has 5 exons. Gene Ontology annotation, cellular component: apical cortex. Gene Ontology annotation, molecular function: cytoskeletal adaptor activity. The annotation marks the transcript as partial.